Molecule: messenger RNA, 5033 nt
Organism: Habropoda laboriosa
Lineage: Eukaryota; Metazoa; Arthropoda; Insecta; Hymenoptera; Apidae
Gene: bdg
Exons: 15
Coding region: 41-4672 (1543 amino acids)
Biological process (GO): sodium ion transmembrane transport
Cellular component (GO): membrane
Source: RefSeq, a predicted model, not a curated record
CGACUAACUUCAAUCGAACCGUAAUGAUCUUGAUCUUUGGAUGGGUUCUUUUGAAAAUCUAAAAGGAAUACAACAAGCAGUUAAUCUUAAUCGUCGCAAAAUGACUUCGAGCGAAGACGGUGAUCUGAUCGAUCUCGGGAACGAGAGUUGCGUGCCACGUGUGCCGAUACAAGAAUCGUCCCCCGAGGAACAAGAACAUCUUCUCGACGUGUGCCCGCCGAAAUUGGAGGAAACGUUGUCGUUGACUAGAAAACAAGAACAAGUGCAAUGCAUAAGCGACAACGGUGACGUACUGGUCACUUUAGGUCACGAUCAAGUGGUACCGAUUCGUAAGAGAAUCGACUUCGUUUCGUCUGACACGAUAAAAAGAGUUCGCGACAUUACCAGGAACUUAGAACCAGUUAUAAGGAAGACCUGUUCCGACAUUAAUGAGGAGCACCAGGACACGGUCGAUUAUGGGAGUGCAUCGAAUCACAAAGACGGACAUUACUCCGGCGAAAAACACGAGGACGAGACGUUCGAGGCGCAGGAAAUCAACAAUGCCUUCAAUUUUCUCGCGGAACACGACGACAACAACGAGGACGAUCAGGCUGAAGCGAAUUGCAACCGUUGCGACCAAGUUAUGGACACGCACGGGCUGAUACUGUUAACAUGUUCUACGACAGACGACAAAGAUUCGUUGGAGUACCAUCAUAACGAUUCCCUGCAAGUUUUGAACUGUUGGAAACCCUCCGAUACGGAUUUACACGAUCCCGCAUUUGAGUUGUGCCCUAGCAAACCAUCCGAAAGUAUAUCGAGGAAGAUCCGAUCCGUUUCCGCCGAUUACGAACUGGAGGCAGGUAGCAAGGGUAUUGUUAAGAGGACUGGCAAAAGAGGAUCCUCUCAGCAUAUGCAUCGUAAAUCUUGGACAGAAGGAACUACCCCUAAGAACGUAACACCGGACACCUUUUCCCGAUUCGACAGGUCGACUAGUUUGAGAGAAUACAAUUGCCAGCCGUCUACUUCGAACGGUGUUCAUCGUCAGUCCAGCUUUAUCUCGAGCUGCUCUACGGAAGAAGUUUUGGUGACGAACGUCGAGGACGAAGAGAAGGACGGAUGUUCGGAAUGUUCGGAAGUAGAUUGGUCGUGGUUGGAGGAAGUAGAAUGUCCACGAGGUACGGAGUCGUUAGCACCCGGUGUGGUUGACGCGGCACAGGAGAACACGGAACAUCGAGGAGGGAGUGCAUCCCCCACCAGUGAAAAUGCAAGGCGCAGGCGCGGUCGCGAGCAUCGUGCUACCGAGGCGGGCUGCAGUGCCGUGAUGUCCGUCUCCGGGACGGUAAAGUCCCUAGUGGUUGGUAGCUCGCGAUGGUCAGCAUCCGAUCCGCUGUCCGAUCGUAACGUCAACGAUCAUCAGGAUGAUACUGUACGUUGCAACGCCAGUAACGAAGCGAUCGAUCGGGAAACACGCGACAACGGUACCGUUCUUAACUCCUGGGUGCGGGCCUCUAUGAGGCGUUUGCGCCAUUUGAGAUUACCAGAAGGUACCGAUGAUCGGCAGCGAAACACCGAUUCGAAUAACCGCCGCGGAGCCAUCGUGUCCGCGCCCAAUUCUUUGCCGGAUAUCGCUCUCAUUGCUCCGGAGAUUCUAGCCGCGCAAACCAAUGGCACUUCCGGCACCCUACUCAGGCCAUCCAGCGCUCCCGUCAGAAACGCGAACAGUUCGAACGUCGCGGUGCCAUCGCGAAGAGGUGGCAGACAAUUCAGAGGAAGCAGAUCUCAAGGGACGAGAACACACGAGAUAUCGUCGAGGCAGAGCAGCGUUUUGUCAACUGUUACCACGGCUAGUGACACGACCACUUCGGGCGCCACGACGUGCUCCAGCUCCUUUGGCGGUGCUUCCACGAGUCCACCUUCCAGCACAGCGGCCAGUCCACAACGCAUCACUUCCAGACGAAUAUGUGAAAGGCAGAGGGACGUCGAUAGAGAUGAAGAUAGAGGAGAGGACGAGGAUGAGGAUGCAAAUCCAUUGGGGAAAUGGCCACACGCUCUUAGUCCAGCCUUGGCGUGUCUCAGUUGCACCCUUGGUCUCUUUAAUAUAAGUAGAUUCUCUAUUCUUAGCGUACAAUUCGGAGCAAAUUUCAUUGUACAGUUCCUGAUUUUGUCUUUGGUACUGGGCAUUCCACUUCUAACCUUGCACGUGUGCCUUGGACAAAGAUUGGCGGCUGGAUCCGUAGAUAUGUGGAAAAUCUCACCCCUCUUCCAGGGUGUUGGUAUAGCUCUCUUAAUUGCACAAGCAUUUAUCGGUAUCUACAGUAUUGUCGGCGUGUCCUGGAUGUUCGUGUACUUUAGAGAUUCGUUCAUAACGAAGCAGGAUAAGUACCGAUGGGCUGAACCGUUUUCUCUCUACAGAGACGACAAGCCUGUACAGAACAAUAGUAACGUACAUAAACUGUACGAAACGGUACCAGAUUAUUUUAGCGGUGUCGUUUUGCAAAGACAUCAUCUAAACGAAUCGGAUCCCGGUGUUGUCACGUUAAAAUUUCAAGUUGCUUUCAAUUUGGCUGUUGUAUGGAUGAUUGUGUUCGUGUCGUUAAGUAAAGGUCUAAGAUCUUACGGUAAAGUUGUGUAUGUUUUUACACUGGUCCCUGUGUUUGGUACCUUGGUUCUUUGUACAAAACUACUCGGUCUCACGCCGCCAGGCUCUCUACAUCAACUCUUUCCUGCCACCGUUUGGACAGAGUUUUUCAUCAACGGCAAAUCGUGGGUGGCAGCAUCCAUCGAGGUUUUCCUUACCUGGGGACUACUUGGUGCAGCUGCCAUGCAGAUAGCUGCUCAUAAUAAACACAAACACCUGUUACAACGAGAUACAAGUCUCGUGAUAGUAUUAACCAUUGUAGUUUUACUUCUCGCGGCUUUUCUGGCCAAUACUUGCGUACAAGUUCUCAAACAUCACGGAUACAUUUACAUACCGAGUUCGUUUGAAAGAAUAUCGUCGUAUGUGUUUAUGAGACCUAUGAACCAACCAGCACCACCGGGAUACAGCAGUACGCCAGAGAGAUUUAUGGCACAUGCGUCGUUUAUCGUCGGAGAACGCGUAACACGUCCUGGUGCAGACUUCAGCGUCGAAUCUGGUUAUCAAGCCUUGAGAUUUUCCACCGAAUUAGUUCCUGCGACGUUAGCGUUACUAGGCACCGAGCAAGUCUCGCCGUUCUGGGCGGUUCUUUUUUAUUUCAUUCUUAUCCUUUUUGGAAUAGCUCAACAGCUAGCAAUAUGGCACUGUGUGAUAACCGGUAUUAUGGCGAUCAACGCGAAGAUGAUGAAAUUAUGGGAAACUACCAUUACAUUCUUCAGUUGCGCUUGUGCUUACAUUCUAGGCUUACCAAUGGCCACUGAGUUGGGCAUACACGUCGUAUAUUAUCUAGACUAUACAAUCGGUGGUACGUGGUGGAUAAUGAUUUUAUACUUGGUGCAAGUCGGUGCUGUAUUCGCGGUGCGAGGGCGUCCACAUAGCGGCGAAGCGGUAGUUGCCGAAUUGUUUCCUCCAACUGGUCGAUGUCUCAGGCACUGGGCUGGUCCUCUCUUGUCAUUCACAUGGAACGUUAUACUGCCUGUUAUUCUUAUGGUACUUAGUAUUACGGUAUUCAAGAAUGCCGAUUUUCGAGAACUUUACUCUUAUCGGCGCACCACUAGAGAAUAUUGGCCUAUAUGGGCAAGACAACUUGGGGCUGCUGUUCAACUGAUACCAAUAUUAACAAUACCGGCAGUGGCUAUUAUACAAACCUGCCGAUAUCUAAACAACGGUCCACCUGAUAUAUUCGACAACAAUCAGAUGGAAUUUAACGUAAAUCACUGCGAACAGUGUAACGGCAGAAUUCAGUUACUGUAUCGACCGUCUUUGGAGCCGGACGAUCCACGGGAUGCACAGACGCAUAUUGGAAACGACACAAGUACCAGUAUCCAUGGUAAUGGUAUCGUGUCUGCAACAACGGAAGUACCAUUUGAGGACCCACCGCCAAAAUACACGCCUCCACCGAGUUACACCACAGCAACGGGAGCGAGAAUAGCAAAGAUGUUGCGACAAAGUUUUCGAAGAAGCGUACGACGAAUAGCAAACGUGCUCGGUGAAAGCAGCGCUCCAAGACAGAGACCGGCGUUACAACCGCCACCUCCUGAUUACGCCACUGUACUUGUAGAGAUGAAUCAGGGCAGACAAAUGCAAGAUGUAACGAUUCAUGUAACCGAAGUGAGAAAUGAGAAUACUAAUAGUUCGAACGCUCGGAACAAUGCUACAGAAAGGCAUAGGCCCAACACUAUCGACCGAACAACGAGGAUCGGUGCAGUAGCAUGUUCGAUAGAGAGAACACACUCGACGCUUGAUAGGCCUCGACGAGCGUGUACCACAUCGUCGAGCAGUUCGAAUCUAACUGCCGUCGAUGUGGCGAAUUUACUUCGCAGUAGCAUUAGAAGAGGGACCACGAGAACUCAGCAAACUCUACGUAGAAGUUUUUGCCACGACGAACCAACGGCCGCAGCGUCUGUUGAGAAUCUAGUCGAGGCCGCGGCGCCGAUCGGCGAAGAAUCCUUGGUCCUUCCGAAGGACGUGUCUCUAGUCUCCAAUGAACAGGAUAACGAUAAUAGCAAUGAUAAAAAGACUGCCGAAGAAACGGAAAACUCUGUUUCUGUGAUAUAAUAGACUAUGUCCUUCUUUCGAGUUCUUACCAAGAUAAACAUGAAGAUUAUUUAAUUCCUGCUACAUAGUGUUACAGUGAUUUAUUCCUCGUUCCGAUCAUAUCAAUGACUCAUCCUACAAGGUACUUUCGCUUUCAAUCUUCGACUGUAUGCAUCCGCGCAAGCUAUACUACGAAAGAUGGACAAGUUGCCGAUGAUAUAAUAUCAUUGAUCAAUGACCGAAAAAUUAAUUUUAUCUUUUAGACUGAAUUCAGUAUUUUUUAAUCUUGUCACACCUGACGAAUAAUUGCAUAAUCUCAUCGCUAUAUUUAUCACGACGAUUGUACGACAGGUAAACAGAUAACGAUAAGUAGAAAAACCAA